CAGGUUCAGCACUGGCAAAUAUUGUCGUUUCGGCAGUGCAGUACGAGCCAAAUCUCCUUACUGUGUUCUCUGUGCGCGCUGUGUUGUGUCCUAUUCUAUGUUCAUUCUGUUUUUUCCGUGGGUACGACCGAGUAAUAUUAUUCAAUUUCACUUCAGUCUUCAUACAGUCUUCGCUUUAACCCGUUCCAAUCUGUCCGCCGCUCUUAAAACACAACAUCAAAAAAUAACAGACAAAAAAAACAAUUUUUUUUUCAAGCAACAACCAAAAACAAAUUCGUUUAAAUCCACAUAAAUAAAUUAAAUAAAUAAAAACCAUACAAAAUUCAUGAAAAUAACGAAACAAAACUAAAAGUCGAUAAAUUAAACGAGAUAUUUUGUUUUUCGUUUGUUUGUAAACACAACAUUCUAUCCACUCCGCAUAAAAUCGGUUCAUAUACUACUAUAUCUAUAAAAUAGUAUCGGUGCUACUGCAAUCAAAUAACAGAAGAAAAAAAGAAAAACCGUUUCGCUUGCGAAGAGAGAUCCGCUAUUAAAGGAAGAUCAUCCAUAUAGCAAGAGAGAGAGAGAGAGAGAGAGAGAGAGCGAAAGAGAGAGAUAAAGAAACACACCGCAACACACGACUUGUUUAUUAAUUGUUGCUGCUCAACGGCGUCAUUCAUCACAUAAGCAAAAGAAAAACGUGUGCGACCAAAUCUAUCCCUUAACCAGCGACAAGCAUUCAACGGUUCCAAUACACCACGUACUCAAAAUCAUCAUUUUUCAAUCGAAACUUGUCCUCGCUAAUAGAUAUACCAACCAACUAUCACUGGUUUUAUAUUCGUCGAAUUUGAUUUGAAUUUUUUUUUUCUUGUUUUGACUUCGAUUGCUGUCGGUUAAUAAAUUUGCGUAUUCCUCAUUCUCUCGCUCUCCUGAAUUUUUGCAAAAUUCAUACGUCAAACUCUGGCCGCGAAUAAAAAAACGAUUAGCAGGCAUCGCUACCACAGCCGAUGAUAAUAAUAAUCAUAAAAACGAAAAAUAAAGGACGAAAAACAACAACAACAUCCCAAUUCAGCCACAUUCCAUUUCUACAUCCUGUGUGCUCUCCUCCUUGACACAAAUAAAUCAUUUUUCUCUUUCAUUCCCGUCUCAUCUCUCAUCACAACACACACACACACACACACACCAACUCAUUACACAACUUCAUCACCAUCAUUCACACAUCACGAAACCGUUUCACGGAGCGAAUAGCAAGAAAAAAAGUGCUGCUUUUGCGAGCGCACCAUUCAAAAAAAAAACAUUAAGUAACGGCUAGAUCGAAACGAAACAAUAGCAACAACUUGUACUUUUGUGCUACAAAAUACAAACACACAUAAGACUUGAACAAUUUAAAUAACUCAAAAAAACAAAUUUUAAUCAAGAAAAAAAGAAGAAAAAUACCAGCCAGAGCUAAAGCAUAACAAACACACUUUUAGUCAAUCGCUUGAAGGAAACAAAAAUUCGCUUGUUUUCGUCUGCCGGGCGUAUUUGUUGCAUUUCGCCGAAAAAUCACAAGAAAUAAUUGUCUGACGACAACCAGUCAGUGCGAAACAUACGCACACAGUGUGAAAGAGGGAAACACUUUUUGAUUAUGACUUGGAUCAUAAUAUAAACGACGAGGGAAAGAACUUUAUUCGAAGCAAAACAAAAGCGAGAAAUUGACAAGUAAACACAUUUAACAAACUCUGACAGCUACCACUUUUGAAUGAAUGAACGGCGCUGUCAAGUUAUGUAAAUAAUAGUAAAAUCGGGAAAAAUAGAAUUAUACCCGAAAGAACCAACACACACACACACACAAAACAAAACAAAACAAAACAAAAAUACCAAAUACAGUUGUGAAAGAGUGCAUUGAUUUAAUAAAUAGAAUUGUUAUUUAAAUCGUAUUAAUUAACAAAAAAAAAAUUUGCUUUUUGAAUGUAUAUUUGUAUAUUCAGCCGAUGUUUUUGUCUCCAUCAAGUUUGUUUGUCUCAAAUUGAGUGUGUCCGCAUUUAAAGACUCCCCUUUCGAAGAAACACGUUCGUAAUUAAUACAAAUAAACGAAAAUUCGAGAGAAAAGCUGACUAUUUCUGAGCAAUCAAAAAGAAAAUUAAAUUAAAACCGCCAUAUCAAAGAAAGGAAUAACCGUGAGUAAAACCAAGACCGUUUUUUUUAAACAGCAAAACAGAAUAAAUCCGUUGUCAUCAUCAUAAAAAAGAGAAAAUUUAGUGAAAAACAGUCAUAAAAUCAGUGUUUAAGUUUAAGAAAAUAUCCUGAACAACCACUGUUAUCAGCUCUUCAGGAUUAAUUCAGAAAAAAAAAACAUUAUCAUUGAAAGAAAUCCAAUUUAUUUACACGAUUUUCAAACACACACACACACAUACACACAAAGCAAACACUAAAGUAACCAAAGAAUUCGAUUUAAGCAGUAAGUAAAUUGGUGUAUUUUUCAAUUGGAAACGAGUAUUCAUAAUUUCGACCUAAGCAAUUUUUGUGUACACACUUCAACAGCAUCAACUCACAUAGAGAACAAGCAACAAGAAAGAUGAUGUAGCAAGCGUUUACUAUUUACAUAUCACUUUCAUAAACAAAAUAUACACGAAAGAUUUCCGAAACAAACAGAAACCAGUACACAAGAGUAUUUAUAGUUAGUAUAGUUCGAACUGGGGCGGUUGUCGUAUUUUGCAUACUGUUUGAUCGAUCCUGUUGCUUACCGGCAAAUUCUUGAUCAUACUCACAAAGCGACGCCGACGUGUUGACACAUUUCCGAAUUUUUUUUUCACCAAAUUUUCACCAUUCACACACACACACACGCUCACAUAAUCAAACGAAACAAUUUUAUCAAACACCGCGUGUUAAGGGAAUAUUUUAUUUUCUGUGUAGAUUUUAGCAUAAUUGAGAUCAAAGUAAGAAAAUUUUCUGAUAUUUAUAUUUGAAAAGUGAAAAAAAAAACGCAGCUUUGAAAAUCAAAGCACCGAACGAACGGAAUUACAUUUAGGUGAAACAUUUGUGUUUCUGUUCAUAGCUCACCGUAGUUUAAAUAUUGUGAACUUGAGAAAAAUUAGCCAAGAUUAGCUAGACUAAUUAAAUUUAGUCACAAAAAAAGAAUUUAAGAAUUUCGAGUGUUGUUGUACAUGCACUUGAUGUGUAAUAAUUUAUAUAUGUAGGUUAAACAUUUGAACAUUUUGAUUUCUUUUUAUUUCUUAUUUAUAAGAUCAAGAUCGCGUUUCGACAAUCAAAAUCAUAGAUUUAAUCAAAGAAACCAAUCAAACUUAAUCAAAUAGAAACCUAAGACAAUCUUUUUCGCCAAAAAUCUUUACACUCAUCAACUCUCUCACACACACACACACACACAAACUAAUUCUGUGUUCUACAACUAUUUUUCCCCAUCUUUAAUAGCAUAGAUUUUAAAACGUCACGUUAUACAAAUGACAAGUGUCAUAUGAAUAAUUGCAGCAAGUGUAUUAUAUAUGUGAUUGAUAGACAAAUUGUAUUUAAUUGAUAGGGACAAUCUUAAUAGGCAGUUUAUAUAGUACAUAAUAUCGAACGGUACAAUUCACGCACACCUCUUUGUUAAUCAUUGAUGAGCGGUGUUCUCUGAAGAAGUAUCCAGGCUAAAUAUUUGGUGUGAAACGGCAAUUUCUAACAGCAGAAAAGAAAAUCAAACUCUUUUUCGACAAUCUGUUUUACGGUGAACGCUCAGCCUGAGGCGCCACUAACACAUAACAAUUUGAUCGAAAGCGUCAAUAUCUGAAUGAGUAAAGCGUAAUUUUGGAAAAGCGCACAAAAAAGCACGCAAUUUGCAAAGCGAACAUAAAUCGAAAGAUUUUGCUUACAAAAAAAAAUAAAACAACAUCAGUCUGCAAGUAAAUCGAUUCAGUCGGUUAGAUACGGUUUAUUAGCAAAUAUUUAAACAAAGCGAACGAUUGAAACAGAUCUAAUAAGCCCAAAAACUGAAAACCACAACCAAAUCAAAGCGGAAAAUAGGAACGAAAAAUCGAAAUCGAACUACCCGAGCGGUUGAGCCAAAAAGAGAAAAAAAACGCGAGCGAAAAGAAAAGAAAAACCCGUACGGUUUAAAAAUCUAGAAAAAUAAACAAGAAUUUAAUCUAGAGGGAAUAUAUAGUGAUAUUUUUAAGUCAAUAUUAAUUUAUUAUUGAGAUAAAAGCAACACAGAAGGAAACAAAAGCAAAACCACACACACACACACAGCCGAAUUUAUAUACGUGUAGAGACGGUACUUUUUUCAUCUUGUUUAGUCUUUCUUGCGCGACGGUAAUCUCUUCUGUCCCUGUUUCUAUCUCAAAUCGCGUCGUGCUAGCUCGUUCACUCGCUCACUCGGUGGUCGCCCGGUUCGUUUAGUCAGUCAGUCAUUCAGUCAAAUAAACAUAUACAAAUAUUGUACGCGAUAUUUCGCGAAGCGAACUUAAAACACCACGAAAGCGAACAAACGUGCAACCGAAACAAACUUUAGGAAAUUUAUUUGUGCAUUGGUUGGUGUCCGUGUCUCGACAAACUCAUUCGCCAAGAAGUCAUAUAUUUCUUGGAUUGUACACUUUUCGGGAUACAACAACAACAACUACAGAGGAAAAAGAAUAAGAAAAAACGAACGAGAAAAAAUAUUUGUACAUUUUUUCAUAUUUCAACACAAAUAAAUCAGAAUCAACGUCAUCUAAAUGUAUUUGGAUAAGCGGCAAAAUUCGCUAGUAAAAGAAAGAAAAAAGAUAAAAUAAAAAGCGAAUCAUCUAUAUACCGCGCAACUCAUACACACAGCUAACAUCUACACAUACACGUUAGUAACUAAAACAAAACGACGGCGGCAAGCGCAGCAAAAAGCUGAUAACUGAUACAUAUAGUUUGUUUGUUUUUUUUCUCUUCAAUUUCGUUUUGUUUAACUGCUGCUCUUUCUAGCAUUUACAAACACGUUAAACCGUAUUGUUCAGUUCCGAGCUGGAAUGAACAAAAAAUGCUUUUAAAUAAACACAGCAUUUUUGUUUUGCGCUGUCAUAAAUAGAGUGAAAGAGAGAGACAGAGACAGAGAAAGAGAGAAGUUCUGAUUUUUUUUUGUUCAUUCAUUCCUGAGAUCAAGUUCUGGAACACACAUAAUAUAUUCGGUUGGCGAGACGGUGUGUGCGUUGCAUAUACACACGGAUUCGCGCGCGCAAUUCUUGCUCUCGUCUCUAUUUUGGUACGGACGAGAAACAGAGAAAAAAAAACAAGAAAGAAAGAAAGAACAAAACGAAGAGGCAGAGUGUUCCAUACUAGCGAAUUGUUUUGUUUUUCUCGAAUUGCAUUGCAAUUUACUGUGUGUAUGCAGUGUCAGUAUUAAGCGCUGUGGACCAUUCUCGGUGUAUGCGUGUGUUUAGAUAAUUAUUGAACACGUCAACCAACCACCACCAACACCACCGCCACUCGGCCAAUUUCCUUCACACAAACGCAUACGCGCGCGAUCAUCAUUGCCGAAGAAGAAAUGAAAAGCGAAUCAUAAGAGAAAUUAGUUGAAAAGCAAAUUCUCUCUCGGUGUGUCUUAGAACACAACAGCUAACCAACUUGCUAUUUUAAUGCAAGUGUAGUAGUUUGCUAUCUAUAGCUUAUUCGCGCUUUGGCUUUCUUCGUCAGUGUGCAACGCUGAAAAAGUUUUCAAGCAGAGCAACGCGAAAUAUAGGAAGAAAAAAAAACACACACACGCCACGAUACAAACACAGAAAGAAAGAGAAAAAAGAAAGAAAACAAAGCAGAAACAGAAAUAAGACAAGAGAAGUGUUCAUCUCAACUACGAUUAACAGCGAACGAAAGAGCCAACAAUUUGUGUUCUUCUUCUUCUUCGUUUCGUCGUUGGCUGUCUUUUUCAUUUGUAGAAAAAGGAGCACAGACCGAUUGAAAUAGGAGCGUUUCGCAUACAUAAAUACAAAAUCACAUUUGCAGACACUCGCCAAAAGUCGUGCAUCAGUUGAAGUUGCAUUUUCUCGCGUAGAUAGGCGACAGCGAGAGCGAGAGAGAGAGAGAGAGAGAGAGUGAGAGAAAGAAAAAAAAGGCAAAACCGGUUUGUGUUACACACGAACCUUGCAUCUUCUUUCGCAUCAUUUGCUGCAUUCUGUUCGUUGGCUUUUAUAGCAUUUGCAUUGUGUGUAUGCUUUAGAUGGAAUUUCUUCAUACUUUUUCCUAUUCGAAUUUGUAGCAUCUUUUAUGCUCUGAACAGAAAGCAGCAGUAAACACACAAGAUAAAGAAUCGAACACACGAAAUAAAGAAAAGAAAAGAACGAAGCACACCAUCAAACAACGCAGCACAGAAGAGAGAAGAAAAAAACAGUAUUACUGGGCUUUGUGUGUGCGUGCGCACGACUAGUAGUCGGUUUUUUUUAAAGAGCACAUAGGCAUUUCAAUAGUUGUUGCAAACGAAGAAGUGCAUUUUCAACGCGUUUCAUUCGAAUUGAUUCGUUCGUGGUUUUUAGCUCGAUGUAAUCAUUUAUUUGGAACAAUUUUCGAAUUCUUGCCAGCUCUCAGAAACGACGCGCCGCUGAUCAGAUUGUUUUUGUUGUUGUUGUUGUUGUUGUUGUUGUUGUUUCAAACAGCCUUUGCCCAACAAACAAAAAUCAUUUAAACCGAACACAAGUAAAUCAACACAAUUUUUGUGUGAAUCGAACAAAGUGUUCGAAUUUAAACGAAUUUAAUUAAUCCAUUAGAAUACGAUACGAUCGUCAGGCGAAAGAAAUUUAGGUGCUUUCAGUGCAAUAUCUAGUAUAGCCAAUCGUGAUUGACAUUUAAAAGGAAAGAAAGAAAGAUAAUCAAAAUAAUAAAAAAGAGCUAUAUCAAAGACCGUGAAUUAAGAAAAAAAAACUCAGUAAAACGCAUUACAAAUAGGUUAUUUCAAUCAACACCAUCACAUUCUGUUCGUUAUUGAUUGAAUAGAAGAACAAAAACGAAGUGUCAAAGUCAUAUAUUUAUUCGGAGAAUACCAUCAAAAAUCCAAAAGGAUUCGUGAACCUAAUCACUUUAAUUGGAUGUGUUAUACUUGUCAACAAUAUCGCUUUUGUGUGAGAUUUGUUUUGGUUUUGUUUCUGUGUGCUCAAUAAAACGAUCCAUAAGCGCAUUUCACAAAAACAAAAGUCAAAAUAAGUUGCUAUCCCUGGUGAAUACAGUGGAUGAAGAACCGAAAGAGAGAAAUAGAAAAAAAAAUACGAAAAAAGGCAUAACAAACAUAGUAGAGGCACGUGACGUUAAAUCCAUAUUGCUAUGCAACACAUUUAAUAUAUCUAAAUACCUGAAGAAUAUUUGAAAUUUUGUCAUUUCGGCAAACAAAACACGUACCAAAAGUGACAACUAUCGCAUUUUGUUGUGCGUGAAAAGCAAAAGCAUUUUGCAAAAAGCCACACGACACAACUCUGUGUGCUGAAUUCACUGUAGUGACAAGACCAAAUACACGAAUCAAACAGAGAGAUAGAGAGAGAGAAAGAGAGAAAAAAAACCCACUUAAACAAAAUAAAACAAAACAGAAAUCGAAAAGAAUCGAGUCGAAGCGAAAGACAGAAAGAGAGAGAGAGAAGAAAGAACAAGUUACGAACGAAAGGUGAAAGUGUUGAACUGGAAUUUAAUUGAAUUAAAUCAAGCGGAACGUAAAACUUAUCGAGAACUUAGAAAAACGCAUAGAUUCGUCACAACGUAUUUCCCAGGCAGCCUCGCAACACGUCCACUGUAUGUGACACAACCGUUUAGUCUGUUCAAAUCAAGCGAUUGUAAUCCAAGUGUGGUUGUGCAUCAGGCCAACGCAUUCAAUACAUACAUAGCAAAUAAUAAUACCAAUCAGAAUAAUAGCACACAAGCAAACUUUUAUCGCCGUCAUCACACCGUCUAUUCGCAUAGUUACGCGUGGAACUCACUAACAAAUCCCAAUUUAUACCCAAAUCAAUACACAUUCUAUCCAACACCACCACUAGCACUACCACCACCGACACCAAUAACCAAUAACCCAAUUGUAUCCCAUCCACUGAAUCCUCCUCAUCAUAAUAACAGCAAUUAUUGUGUACAUGAUCAACAAUAUGUUAAUCUUCGCAUUAAAAUAAAACCGAAUACGAACAACGUCGGCCAGAGUACACAAGCGAUCGUUGUUGCAUCCGCGAAUGAAAAAAGCAGCGCCGGCCAUUGCACAGCGACCGAUAUCCAAAUCAAUUCAAGGCAAUUGCUAACCGAUUCGGCGAUAGCGACACAAGCAGCCAUCACAUCAGUAGCAUCAACCACAGCCACAUCGAAUCAUCAAUCGAUUUAUGAUUACUUGCUUAAUAAUCCCAGUGCCAAUUUGUUCACAGACAGUGGUAUUUCACAAUUUGUGCAACUGUGCAUAUUAACGAACGUUCAGGACGACACCAGUCGCAACAGCAUCAGUCAAGACUUCAUCCCGAAAAAGAGCAGCCACCAAUUCAACGGUAGAGAAACUAUGCGAGGUAGCGACGAAUUGCUCAGUCAAGCAGCAGUGAUGGCGCCCGCUUCAGAUAAUAACAAUCAAGAUUUAGCAACCAAAAAGGCCAAAUUAGAUUCAACAUCAACAGUUCUGGGUGGUGUUGGCAAACCGUCGAGAGUAAUACACAUCAGGAAUAUACCAAAUGAUUCAAGCGAGUCCGAAGUCAUACAGUUGGGCCUGCCGUUUGGUCGGGUAACAAAUGUGCUCGUGCUGAAGGGUAAAAACCAAGCAUUUUUGGAAAUGGCAGAUGAGGUAUGCGCUGCUGCGAUGGUCGCCUGCUUUACUACGAAUCCACCUCAGGUUCGGGGCCGAACUGUCUACGUACAAUUCUCAAACCAUCGCGAAUUGAAAAUUGAUCAGAGUCAUUCGGUUAUUAAUGCAUCAGUAGCAUUACAAAGUCAAGACUUCCAGGUAACAUCGCCAGCAUCCGGUUCACCUCUGCCGAUAUCUGGAACGGAUCCAGUAUCACACGGUGUUCAUCAAACAAUAUCAACCACUGGCGGCCAAAAUACCGUUUUACGUGUGAUAGUGGAAUCGCUAUUGUAUCCCGUCUCGUUGGACAUUCUGCAUCAAAUAUUUCAACGCUUCGGUAAAGUGCUAAAAAUAGUCACAUUCAACAAAAAUAAUUCAUUCCAAGCCCUGAUCCAGUAUCCAGAUGCACAAACUGCUCAACAUGCGAGAGCUGUUUUAGAUGGUCAAAAUAUUUAUAACGGUUGCUGCACAUUACGGAUCGACAACAGCAAACUGACAGCCUUAAAUGUAAAAUAUAAUAAUGACAAAUCACGUGAUUUCACAAAUCCAUCGCUGCCACCCGGUGAUCCCGGCUCAGAAGUAAUCGCUAGUGCUGGAGGUCUUGUCAAUGCAAGCGAUUUAUUGUUGAUCGCCGCACGACAACGGCCAACCAUAACAGGUGAUAGAAUUGGAGUGAAUGGUCUGGGUGCACCCAAUGUGAUACCACCAUUUGCAUUAGGUUUAGGAACACCUUUGACAACUGGCGCAUACGGAAGUGCAAUUCCAAGUCUUGGUGCGUUCGCAUUGGCAACGACUACCGGCAUCGGUCAGACAAAUCCCACAUCGCUCAGAGGAAUAUCGAAUGUUUUACUCGUUUCCAAUCUCAACGAAGAGAUGGUCACGCCUGAUGCUCUAUUUACCCUCUUUGGUGUCUAUGGUGAUGUACAACGCGUAAAAAUUCUGUACAACAAAAAAGACUCGGCACUAAUCCAAAUGGCUGAACAACAUCAGGCGUAUCUGGCAAUGACUCAUUUGGAUAAACUUCGUCUAUGGGGUAAAGCAAUUCGAGUAAUGGCUAGUAAACAUCAAGCUGUUCAACUGCCAAAAGAAGGUCAACCUGAUGCUGGCUUAACGCGUGACUAUGCACAAAAUCCAUUGCACAGAUUUAAAAAGCCUGGCAGCAAAAAUUAUCAAAAUAUUUAUCCACCAUCAGCAACUUUACAUUUAAGCAACAUUCCAACUACUGUAUCUGAAGAAGACAUUCGAGAAGCAUUCACAAAAAACAGCUUUGAAGUCAAGGCAUUCAAAUUCUUUCCUAAGGACCGGAAGAUGGCUUUGCUUCAGCUGAGCUCAGUGGACGAAGCGGUAUUGGCUUUAAUGAAAAUGCACAACUAUCAGUUGUCUGAUUCAAAUCACUUACGCGUCAGUUUUUCGAAAUCAAACAUUUAAGUUGCAAUAAAAAAACACACCCACAAAAUUCAACCGGAUCUAAACGAAGCGACGAAUUAAACAAAAAAAAAAACAACCGCCACAGCCACAUCAAGAAUACAUCAACAAGAAAUCAAGAAUAACCCAAUAACAAAAUAUACCCAACCAACCACCGAAAUGCAAAGCGAUAAUCGUGCGCGUGUCUGCAUCGCCGAACCGAAUAUCAAGAGUAUGAUGACGACACACUGAUUGACGAUCAUCCAUGAACUGACACAUCAAAUGCAAAUUAGAAAGAGAAAAAGAGAAACCGAGAUGUUUUUCUAUAAAUUUGGGUGACAUUAUUUUGUCCAACACAGUCAGCAAUUUACAAUUUUGUGCAACAACUAGAUGUUAAUGAAAACAAAACGAAGAAAAAUGAAGCAAAAAAAAAACAAUCAAACAACAACACAAAAACUCAACAACACACUCAUUUCUUUUCGUCUCAUUCUUCUUUCUCUGUCGUGCUCACUUUCUCUAUAUUUCUGAACUCAAAUAUCUCCUGCCUCUCUUUGGAGCUUUCUACAAAACGAAGAAAAUGUAUUCUUGGAGAAGAUGAAAAAGAAAAAGGAAGAAGAAAAUGAAGAAGAAUGGAAAAUGAAGCAGAAAAACCAAACUGAGCAUAGUUUAAAUUGAAUGACGUAGCUUAAAUAAAUAGAGCAUAUGCACUGGCAUAUAUGAAUGAAAACAGGAAUAACGGAAAAAUAAAAUAACUGAUGAAGGCAAUACAGACACACACACACACAAAA
Sitodiplosis mosellana (orange wheat blossom midge) is the source of this 10890-nucleotide messenger RNA. It is a transcript of the gene heph, whose product is annotated as polypyrimidine tract-binding protein 1. The transcript has 13 exons. Gene Ontology annotation, molecular function: mRNA binding. The record is from RefSeq and is a predicted model, not a curated record. Gene Ontology annotation, cellular component: nucleus. Lineage: Eukaryota; Metazoa; Arthropoda; Insecta; Diptera; Cecidomyiidae. Gene Ontology annotation, biological process: regulation of RNA splicing; mRNA processing. The coding region runs from base 8423 to 10126 and encodes 567 amino acids.